Zingiber officinale is the source of this 1551-nucleotide messenger RNA. RefSeq names its product eukaryotic initiation factor 4A-1-like. The transcript has 5 exons. Gene Ontology annotation, molecular function: translation initiation factor activity; ATP binding; RNA helicase activity. The record is from RefSeq and is a predicted model, not a curated record. Gene Ontology annotation, biological process: cytoplasmic translational initiation. NCBI's taxonomy places the organism in Eukaryota, Viridiplantae, Streptophyta, Magnoliopsida, Zingiberales, Zingiberaceae. Bases 157 to 1398 code for a protein of 413 amino acids. Gene Ontology annotation, cellular component: cytoplasmic stress granule.
CGUCGCCUCUUUUGCCUUCCCCACGCGGUUCUGCCUCUUCCUCGAUCGACCUCCUCUGCCGUUGAAUCCGAGCUCCAUCUCGGGUUCAUCUGCUAACCAAGCGUCUCUUUGCCUCCGGUUUCCUCGGUUCUUCUUCGAUCUCUCUCGCAGGCAGAUAUGGCUGGAUUGGCACCAGAAGGAUCACAAUUUGAUGGGAAGCAAUAUGAUUCUAAAAUGAGUGAGCUACUUAAUACUGAUGGACAAGAAUUCUUCACAUCGUAUGAUGAGGUUCAUGAAAGUUUUGAUGAUAUGGGGCUUCAAGAAAAUCUUCUUAGAGGCAUUUAUGCAUAUGGUUUUGAGAAACCUUCAGCUAUUCAACAAAGAGGAAUAGUUCCCUUCUGCAAGGGACUUGAUGUCAUUCAGCAAGCACAGUCAGGGACUGGGAAAACUGCAACUUUCUGUUCUGGAAUUUUACAACAGCUUGAUUAUGGGUUGGUCCAGUGUCAGGCCCUGGUACUUGCUCCUACUAGAGAACUAGCGCAGCAAAUUGAGAAGGUUAUGCGAGCUCUUGGUGAUUAUCUCGGUGUUAAAGUUCAUGCCUGUGUUGGCGGGACUAGUGUAAAAGAGGAUCAGCGGAUUCUUUCAAAUGGGGUGCAUGUAGUGGUGGGUACCCCAGGUCGUGUGUUUGAUAUGCUGAGGAGGCAAUCCUUGCAUCCAGACUACAUUAAAAUGUUUGUCUUAGAUGAGGCAGAUGAAAUGCUCUCCCGUGGAUUCAAGGAUCAGAUCUACGAUAUCUUCCAGCUUCUUCCUUCUAAAAUUCAGGUAGGUGUCUUCUCUGCUACAAUGCCUCCUGAGGCCCUUGAGAUCACCAGGAAGUUUAUGAACAAACCUGUCAGGAUCCUUGUGAAGCGAGAUGAGCUUACCUUGGAAGGUAUUAAGCAGUUUUAUGUCAAUGUUGACAAGGAAGAAUGGAAACUCGAUACACUCUGUGACCUCUAUGAGACACUGGCCAUCACUCAAAGUGUCAUCUUUGUGAAUACUCGGCGAAAGGUUGAUUGGCUCACUGACAAGAUGAGGAGCAGGGAUCACACUGUCUCAGCCACACACGGAGACAUGGACCAGAACACUAGGGACAUCAUUAUGCGUGAGUUCCGCUCCGGAUCCUCUCGUGUGCUAAUUACAACUGAUCUCCUAGCUCGCGGUAUUGAUGUCCAGCAAGUUUCCCUCGUCAUAAACUAUGACCUACCAACACAACCAGAGAACUAUUUGCAUCGUAUUGGACGUAGUGGGCGAUUUGGGAGAAAGGGUGUUGCCAUAAACUUCGUCACCCGGGAUGAUGAGAGGAUGCUUUUCGAUAUUCAGAGGUUUUACAAUGUUGUGAUUGAGGAGCUGCCUUCCAAUGUCGCCGAUCUCAUCUAAGGCAUUGCCUCUCAUGUGUUAUGAGAUUUAAGCAUUUUAUGCUUUGUAGGAUUAUGGUGGUGUUCUAGGUGAGUAUCGACUUCAUCUACUUUUUGUGGUAAUGUUCGAACCAUUCUGACUUUUACUUAUUACAAACUUUAAUUGUUUUGCAAA